This is a messenger RNA of Rhinolophus ferrumequinum (greater horseshoe bat), 2397 nucleotides long. It is a transcript of the gene HHIPL2, whose product is annotated as HHIP like 2. Bases 58 to 2187 code for a protein of 709 amino acids. The record is from RefSeq and is a predicted model, not a curated record. The transcript is spliced from 9 exons. Lineage: Eukaryota; Metazoa; Chordata; Mammalia; Chiroptera; Rhinolophidae.
GGCAGAGCAGGGAAGUCAACCUGAGCAAACACAGCAGCGAGUGUUCCCAAGGCCAAAAUGCUGAGGAAAUCCACUGGUAGGGGGGAUCCGACUUGGCGGGCCCCCUGGCUCUGCACGUUUUCUGGCAUCUUCCACCUCUGCCUCACAUUCUGGUUGGACCAGGUGGGCUUGCUGCAGGGACACCCCCAGUGCCUGGAUUAUGGGCCCCCCUUCCGGCCCCUCUUCCACCUCGAGUUUUGCUCUGACUACGAGUCCUUCGGCUGCUGUGACCAUAGCAAGGACCUCCGCAUCGCGGCUCGGUAUUGGGACAUCAUGGACUACUUUGAUCUGAAGGGCCACGAGCUGUGUGGUGGUUACAUUAAAGACAUCCUUUGCCAGGAGUGCUCACCCUAUGCAGCCCACCUCUACGAUGCUGAGAACCCUCAGACACCCCUCCGGAACCUUCCUGGCCUCUGCGCGGACUACUGUUCCGCAUUCCACUCUAACUGCCACUCUGCCAUCUCUCUGCUGACCAGUGACCGUCGCCUCCAGGAGACCCAUGGAAAAGAUGGCACCCACUUCUGCCACCUCCUCAACCUUCCUGAUAAGGACUACUGCUUCCCAAACGUCCUGAGGAAUGGCCAUCUCAACCGCAACCUCGGUCUGGUGGCCGAGGAUCCCCAGGGCUGCCUGCAGCUCUGCCUGACCGAGGUGGCCAACGGGUUGAGGAACCCCGUGUCCAUGGCCCAUGCUGGGGACGGCACCCAUCGCUUCUUUGUGGCCGAGCAGGUGGGGGUGGUGUGGGUCUAUCUGCCUGAUGGCAGUCGUCUCGAACAACCCUUCCUGGACCUCACGAACACUGUGUUGACCACUCCAUGGAUUGGGGAUGAGAGAGGCUUCUUGGGGCUGGCUUUUCACCCCAAAUUCCGCCGCAACCGCAAAUUCUAUAUUUAUUAUUCAUGCCUGGGCAAGAAGAAGGUAGAAAAGAUUCGGGUUUGUGAGAUGAAGGUUUCUCAGGCUGAUCCCAACAAAGCGGACCCCAAGUCGGCGAGGGUCAUCUUGGAGAUAGAAGAACCAGCUUCAAAUCAUAAUGGUGGACAACUCCUUUUUGGCCUGGAUGGCUAUCUGUACAUAUUCACUGGGGAUGGAGGACAGGCUGGGGAUCCCUUCGGACAAUUUGGAAAUGCUCAGAACAAAAGUUCCCUGCUGGGAAAAGUGUUGAGGAUCGACGUGAACGGGGCAGGCUCAGAUGGCAGGCGGUACCGAGUCCCCCCGGACAAUCCAUUUGUGUCUGAGCCCGGGGCCCACCCCGCCGUCUAUGCCUAUGGAAUCAGAAACAUAUGGCGCUGUGCCGUGGACCGAGGGGACCCCAUCACGCACCAGGGCCGAGGCCGGAUCUUCUGUGGGGACGUGGGACAGAACAGGUUUGAAGAAGUGGACAUCAUUGUGAAAGGCGGGAACUAUGGCUGGAGGGCCAAGGAAGGGUUCGCAUGUUACGACAGAAAACUUUGUCACAAUGCCUCUUUGGAUGACAUUCUGCCAAUCUAUGCUUAUGGCCGUGAAUUGGGGAAGUCUGUCACUGGAGGGUAUGUCUACCGUGGCUGCGAAUCUCCAAAUCUCAAUGGCCUCUACAUCUUUGGGGACUUCAUGAGUGGUCGACUUAUGGCUUUGCAGGAAGAUAGAAAAACCAAGAAAUGGAAGAAACAGGAUAUUUGCCUGGGCAACACCGCGUCCUGUGCCUUCCCAGGGCUGAUCAGCACCUACAGCAAGUUUAUCAUCUCCUUCGCUGAAGAUGAAGCAGGGGAGCUCUACUUCCUGGCCACCUCUUACCCAAGUGCCUACGCACCACAUGGAUCUAUUUAUAAAUUUGUUGACCCAUCAAGGCGAGCACCCCCAGGCAAGUGCAAAUAUAAGCCAGUGCCGGUGAAAACCAAGAGUAAGCGGGUCCAGUUCAGGCCACUUGCCAAGACAGUCUUGGACUUGCUAAAGGAGCAAUCAGAAAAAGCUGCUAGAAAAUUAUCCAAUGUAACCUUAGCUUCCAGUCCAGACCGGGCCCCAUCUCAGAAAGGCUCCGUCGAGAAGCCAACUUCUCCCACAAGAAGCAGGAAGACAUCUCGAGGGCCUGGUGCAAAGAAGGGAGCCAGAGUGUGGUCCCCAGACUCCCAGGGGAAGAGGACCAAGAGCCGGAAACCCCGACGUAGCUGGUAAGCCAGCCCGCACGGCGGAGGCGAGCUGGAAGAAGUUGCCCUCAGCCUUUUCUGUCAAGGUGGCUGAGCAGGGAACCUCUGAGGGGAGAACCCCAUUACCAGGUGGAACCUACUGCUGCUACGAACUCGGACCUUAGACGUAUGGGAAGCUGGGGGCAGAGGGGGGAACUUGACUUAGGGCCAGCAUGGUUGUCCCGCCAUGGGGAUCUUG